Molecule: messenger RNA, 1110 nt
Organism: Meira miltonrushii
Lineage: Eukaryota; Fungi; Basidiomycota; Exobasidiomycetes; Exobasidiales; Brachybasidiaceae
Exons: 1
Coding region: 1-1110 (369 amino acids)
Source: RefSeq, a predicted model, not a curated record
AUGUUGAGUCGGUAUGAAUAUGAAACUCGUGAAGUGGAAGAUUCUCCUCAGGAUGGGCCAUGCUGGAUUGGAAUCGAUGGCUCACGAGAAGGAUGGUGCGCUUGCAUUAUUGGAGCAAAUGGUGAUGCAGAACUUGUAUUUCUUCCACACAUAGAACUAAUUUGGUAUCACAGAAAACCAGAAAAUAUUCGUGCGAUUGCAAUAGAUAUGCCUUUAGCAUUGGCAUCAAAAGCAGAAAGAGGUGGUAGGAAUUGUGAAAGAGAAGGUCGUAAAAUUUUAGCAGCUGCCAGAAAGAAAGCCAUCGCAUAUUCAAAAGAACAAGAUGAUCCAGCUUACAGGGAAGGACCAUUUGUAGGAGCAACAUCGAUCUUCACUCCUCCCUCUAGGCCUGCAUUAGAAAAAUUUGCGCUUGGAGGAACACAUGCAGAAGUAUCAGAGGCGAACAGACAAAGUGCAAAUGAUACAUUCAACACUGUCUCAUCCAACACCGAUCAAAACAGGGGAAAGAAACGUCAAAAAGUUGCACACAAACAGGAACCCGGACUUGGGCUGUCCAUACAAUCAUUCAAUAUAAUGCCAAAAAUACUUGAAGUGGAUGAUUUUAUCGAACGUGGGAUACAGAAAAAUCUCUUGCAAUUCAUUCCUCCUACAAAGGGUGAAAAAUCAAAUGGUAAGACUUUUCUAUUCGAAUGUCAUCCGGAAUUAGCAUUCCUUUCGUAUCUAGCAAAACACAAAGAAGAAGAAUUGGAAAAUCAGCGAGGUUUCAAAUCAAAAAAGCUUAAAGUUGGCAGAAUAGAAAGGAUAGACGUUUUGAAGAAUUCGGCACCUUUCAAGAAUCACGAAAGCAAGAAAAGAGCGUUCAGGGGACUUUUAUGUGCGGUAAACGUUGACGAUGUACUAUAUUCCCUUUCCCACAAAGUAACUCAUCAUGUUUUUGUUAGAAAAAAAGUUACCAAUGCCACUCCAACAGACGAUGUGAUUGAUUCCAUGAUCUGUGCGACAACUGCCAAGCGAUUCGAUACCGGUAAGGUGAUCGAGAUCGGUGGAUCGUCAACAGGAGGCCAGAGAGAGCUGGACUUCAGAGGAGUGCCUAUGUCGAUAUUUGUAUAG